Chrysoperla carnea is the source of this 495-nucleotide messenger RNA. RefSeq names its product nuclear receptor 2C2-associated protein. The record is from RefSeq and is a predicted model, not a curated record. The annotation marks the transcript as partial. The transcript has 3 exons. Lineage: Eukaryota; Metazoa; Arthropoda; Insecta; Neuroptera; Chrysopidae.
AUAUCGGAACGCACCCCAAGUUUGCUGCAGUUGUCAAAGUUAAAAGAAGCAUGAUUUUUGAAUUUUCUUAGGUUAGAAAAAAUGACACAAAACAAAGAAGAUUUAUUAAAAAAUAAAAAAUUUACUUGUCGCGUGAGUAGCACAUUAAAUCGAAAUGCUUCUAUGUUCGGCAAAAAGUAUUUAUUCGAUUCGGAUCAAACAACAUGCUGGAAUUCGGAUCAGGGACUACCCCAAUGGAUAGAAAUUCAAUUCGAUGAAAAUCUGGCCUUCAGUUCGUUUGCAAUACAAUUUCAAGGUGGUUUCGUGGGAACGGAAUGUUUGGUGGAAACAUCCGGGUCAGAGGACGGUAACAAAGAAAGUGAACCAUUUUAUCCGGAAGAUGAUAAUUCGUUACAAGUUUUUCGAUUAUCGAAACAAAAGACAUGUAAAUGUAUUAAAUUCUUAUUUCAAGGUAGUUCUGAUACCUAUGGACGAAUUGUUAUUUAUAAAUUAAGU